AUGGAUGAAGGCUUCCGAGAUCGGACAGCCUUCAUCCGUGGGGCUAAAGAUAUUGCAAAAGAGGUCAAGAAGCAUGCAACCAAGAAAGUGGUUAAAGGCCUUGACAGAGUUCAGGAUGAAUAUUCCAGGAGGUCCUAUGCCCGAUUUGAGGAGGAGGAUGAUGAUGAUGACUACCCUGCCCCAGCUGACGGUUAUUACCGUGGGGAUGGAGUUAGGGAAGAUGACGAAGAAGGGGGUGCAUCCAGUGAUGCUACUGAGGGCCACGAUGAAGAUGAAGAGAUCUAUGAGGGGGAAUAUCAGGGAAUCCCCCGGGGGGAAUCAGGAGGAAAGGGAGAGCGGUUGGCAGAUGGGGCUCCCCUGGCUGGGGUGAGGGGAGGCCUGGGUGAUGGAGAAGGCCCUGGAAUUGGAGGGGAAGCUCAGCGACGGAAGGAGAGGGAAGAGCUGGCCCAGCAAUAUGAAACCAUCUUGCGGGAGUGUGGCCAUGGCCGGUUCCAAUGGACCCUCUAUUUUGUGCUGGGUCUGGCACUUAUGGCUGAUGGGGUCGAAGUGUUCGUGGUGGGGUUUGUGCUGCCCAGUGCUGAAAAGGACAUGUGCUUGUCCGACUCCAACAAGGGCAUGCUAGGUCUCAUUGUCUACCUGGGUAUGAUGGUUGGAGCCUUUCUCUGGGGGGGUUUGGCUGAUAGACUGGGUCGGCGACAGUGUCUGCUCAUCUCACUCUCCGUCAACAGUGUCUUCGCGUUUUUUUCGUCCUUCGUCCAGGGCUAUGGCACUUUCCUCCUUUGCCGCCUGCUCUCUGGGGUUGGGAUUGGGGGGUCUAUCCCUAUUGUCUUCUCCUAUUUCUCUGAGUUCCUGGCCCAAGAGAAGCGAGGGGAGCAUUUGAGUUGGCUCUGCAUGUUCUGGAUGAUUGGUGGUGUGUAUGCAGCUGCCAUGGCCUGGGCCAUCAUUCCUCACUAUGGAUGGAGUUUCCAAAUGGGUUCUGCUUACCAGUUCCACAGCUGGCGGGUUUUUGUUCUCGUGUGUGCCUUUCCUUCUGUAUUUGCCAUUGGGGCCCUAACCACACAGCCAGAGAGCCCCCGAUUUUUCCUGGAGAAUGGGAAACAUGAUGAAGCCUGGAUGGUCCUGAAGCAAGUUCAUGACACCAACAUGAGAGCGAAGGGGCAUCCUGAGAGAGUGUUCUCAGUGACCCACAUUAAGACCAUCCGUCAGGAGGAUGAAUUGAUUGAGAUCCAGUCAGACACAGGGACCUGGUACCAGCGCUGGGGGGUCCGGGCAAUGAGCCUGGGGGGCCAGGUUUGGGGGAACUUCCUUUCCUGUUUCAGCCCUGAAUAUCGGCGCAUCACUCUGAUGAUGAUGGGUGUGUGGUUCACCAUGUCAUUUAGCUACUACGGCUUAACCGUCUGGUUCCCGGACAUGAUCCGACACCUCCAGGCAGCUGACUAUGCUGCCCGAACCAGGCUCUUCGCAGGGGAGCGGGUGGAGCACGUGACCUUCAACUUCACUCUGGAGAACCAGAUUCACCGAGGGGGCCAGUACUUCAAUGACAAGUUUAUUGGCCUGAGACUGAAGUCAGUGUCUUUUGAGGAUUCGCUGUUUGAGGAAUGUUACUUCGAGGAUGUCACGUCCACUAACACGUUCUUCCGGAACUGCACAUUUAUCAACACGAUAUUCUACAAUACAGACCUGUUUGAGUACAAGUUUGUAGGCAGCCGGCUGAUCAAUAGCACGUUCUUGCACAGCAAGGAGGGCUGCCCCCUGGACGUGACUGGGACCGGGGAAGGCGCCUACAUGGUUUACUUUGUCAGCUUUCUGGGAACGUUGGCUGUGCUCCCUGGGAACAUCGUGUCGGCUCUGCUCAUGGACAAGAUUGGCCGACUUCGGAUGUUGGCGGGUUCCAGUGUGAUGUCCUGCAUCUCCUGCUUCUUCCUGUCCUUUGGGAACAGUGAGUCUGCCAUGAUCGCUCUCCUCUGCCUCUUCGGGGGGGUCAGCAUCGCGUCUUGGAACGCGCUGGAUGUGCUGACCGUGGAGCUCUACCCUUCAGACAAGAGGACCACAGCCUUCGGCUUCCUGAAUGCGCUGUGUAAGCUGGCAGCCGUGCUGGGGAUCAGCAUCUUCACCUCUUUUGUGGGGGUCACGAAGGCCGCCCCCAUCCUCUUUGCCUCAGCUGCCCUCGCCCUUGGCAGUUCCCUUGCUCUGAAACUUCCAGAGACCCGGGGGCAGGUGCUGCAGUGAGGGAGAGCCGGAGGAUCCGGGGGCAGCACACUGUGAGACCAACAGCUCCUUCAUCGCCAUCCACCUCCAUCUGGCCCCGAGAACCCCCGUUCCCCUUCUCUCCCCCCGUGUUCGAUGUUUUAGCUGUGUGUGUGUUUGUGCGUGUGCCUGCACGUGUGUGAGUGUGUGCGAGUGUGUGUGUGGUCCUCACGGAGCAGGGGCUACAGAGGAGAGAAUUCUCCCCAAGGAUCUGGAGAAGCUCCAUUUCCUACCUCCAAUAUCCUUAAUGUACACAAGAUUCUUUCCUGAUGUGAUGGUUAAGGUUCCUACCCCUACUUCAGGGCUUAUAGAGAAGGCCCUUAUUCAACCCGAAUGAACCUCAGUUCUUUCCGGGAGCUAAGAUCCAGGAGAAGGGGUGCCGGGGCAGAGCUGGGGCUGAGGUAUCUCUUUCCCCCUUGGCUCUUCUGUGUGUUCUUCAGGGGUGGGAGGAGGCAAGAGGCUGAAGGCCAGGGGUCUGAAGAUAGGAGAUAUGGGAUCUUGGGGAGAGAGAAAUUCCGAAUGGGAAGGUCGCAGGAUGCCCUCCUCUACCUCCCUGUGGAUGCUGGGAGGGGUAGCAAUAAUCCUUAGUCCCCUGGCCUUCCCCUCCCUCUCCUCCGAUUCGGGAUGCCAGUUUGAAUCCCGAGUUUUAUAAAGUUUGAUUUCUUAUUUUUAUUUAUUUAUAUUCAGUUCUGAGGCAGCUCAGCAGGUGAGUGUGUGUAUGUGUGUGUACUGUGUGUAUGUCGUGGGGAGGGGGAUGUUGCUGUAUCGUCUUGAAAUUUAAGCCAAGGGUAAUUUUAACAGGGCCUCACCAACGGUUCCCUGCUUGUCCUUCCUAUGUCACACCUAGGAAGUGUAACCUGGGCUGGGUGGGCAGAUACCGAAACUGAGGGGACGACUCCCGGUUAAACACGAUCUUAGCACAGCGUCCCCUCUCUCUCCCCCUAGAGAAGCACAGGUUCCCCUGCAGGUAGGGGUCCUACCCACUAUAGCACAGAGAGAACAGCACAGGCACCCACUGUCUCCAAAGGGGCCUCAUUCUCGGAGUCAUGGGGAAGCCGAAGAGACCUGGCACUUGGUCAAACCAGCAGACGGCCCUAAAAGCACAAGGAUCCCGGAGUGGGAAGACAGGGUCCCUUUCCCUGAAUCCCUCUAGCCAGGCUGGGAGCUUUGGUGAGGUUCCAGCCCCCAGUCCGGGAGCCUCGGUUCCCCCUUAUAAUCUCUUCCCUCGUGAAAUGGCCCCUGCCAUUUAAACUGUAGCUGCUCCUUACCCUGUGUGAGUGGUCUUUCUCUGGUGCCCCCCACUGUAGUUGUGAUGUAUUGUAGUUUUUAGCUGUUUGUAAAAUGUAAAAAAAAAUAAAAAUAAAAAAAUUAAAUAAAAAAACAGGAAAAAGAGGAAAAGUAUGAAAAACAAAAAGUUAAAUCCAAAUUCCCCCUCCUGCCAUAUUGCGUCUGGUCCUCCCCCCUCAACCCUGUGGUCACUCCCCUCAUUUUGUAACACUGAUCAGGUGGUGACCGUUGAACUCUGUGUGUCUGUGCUCAGACCACCCUUUCCCUUCUGGUGCCAUGUGUUAUGAGCCACAGCUCUGUCACUCCACCCUGCUGGAUGCAACUCCUUCCCCUCCACCCCAGGAGGGGCCGUCCAUCUUCCCACCCUCCUGGGAAUGCCCCUCCCUUCCAGUCGAUGUGAAAAAAAUGAAAUGAAAAUAAGAGAAAAAUAAAAUUUUAAAAAAUCCUUAAAACUGAAA
Molecule: messenger RNA, 3992 nt
Organism: Sarcophilus harrisii (Tasmanian devil)
Lineage: Eukaryota; Metazoa; Chordata; Mammalia; Dasyuromorphia; Dasyuridae
Gene: SV2A
Product: synaptic vesicle glycoprotein 2A
Exons: 12
Coding region: 1-2229 (742 amino acids)
Biological process (GO): transmembrane transport; chemical synaptic transmission
Cellular component (GO): membrane
Molecular function (GO): transmembrane transporter activity
Source: RefSeq, a predicted model, not a curated record